Spathaspora passalidarum NRRL Y-27907 is the source of this 1200-nucleotide messenger RNA. RefSeq lists its product as uncharacterized. The transcript has a single exon. The record is from RefSeq and is a predicted model, not a curated record. Bases 327 to 1064 code for a protein of 245 amino acids. Lineage: Eukaryota; Fungi; Ascomycota; Pichiomycetes; Serinales; Debaryomycetaceae.
CAUUGGUUAAAAAUAUGCCAAGAUUUGUAGCUUUUUGCCAAAAUAGAUUUGCUUUAUGGUUUUCGCUUAAAAAAUACAUUAUUCUUAUUAAGGUUGCUAGAGAAAUCUGGGGUGGUCUCAUCACCCAGGGCUGCAGAAAACUGGUCCACCCAAAGUAGAUAUAAAUAAAUAUUGGAUCUGUUUAUGUGGUUGGUCGUGAUCUUUUAUGAAAAUUGCCAAAUUAUUAACUCUGAUUGCAUUUAUUCCUUAAGAUAUUAGUCUGAAAUAUCUACCACUAAAGUCAUUCCUUAAAUAUUUGUCAAAGUGUUAGCUAUUUUUCCAUUAUAAUGAGAUAUAUUGUACCAGUUGUAUUCUUGGUGAAUUUAAUGGUUCAAGCAGCUGAAGUUUAUGUAACGGAAACUAGCUAUGUAACUGUCAGUAGAACCAAGCUUCCUGAUGGACUGAUCACCGAAAUCAUCCUUGGACAGCCAGAUCCAAUCCCUGUUGAUGUUCAACUUCAGUCUCAACCUGACCAGGAACCUGUAUCUGGGCCAUUUCAACAGCCUGAACCUCAACCUGAACCUCAACCUCAACCUGAACCUCAACCUCAACCUCAACUUGAACCUCAGGUUCAACAGGAACCUCGCACACAAGCUAAUGGUGUCAAAUCAAGCCAAUUUGCAGAUGAGAUUUUAGACGCUCAUAAUUCUAAACGUGCAAAACAUCGUGUGGCACCAUUACAAUGGAGCCAAGAAUUGGCCAGCUAUGCAGAGAGAUAUUCUGCUGCCUAUUCAUGUGGAAGUGGUUUGGUACAUACUGGUGGACCUUAUGGAGAAAACUUGGCUUCGGGUGUCUCAUCUUGUUCACAUGGUGUUCAAUUAUGGUAUGAUGAAGUCAAUGGGUAUGAUUACAAUCUGCAACAUUUGAACCACUUUACUCAAGUAGUUUGGAAAUCUACCCAUGAAGUAGGAUGUGCUGUUAAAGAUUGUGGUAGCAAUGGGCUCUAUCUCAUUUGUGAGUAUAAUAAACCGGGAAACAUAGUAGGAGAUAAGUAUUUUAGAGAGAAUGUUUUCCCUCCCUACUAAGAAUUUGAGAUUGUUAUGAACAUUGAUUGAACUGCAAGCACAAUCCUUGAAGGUUUUUAUAGAAUAGUCUAACUUUUUGAAUUCCAAUAAAACCAUUUUUCUUUUAUCCUUGUGUUAAUUAUUAUUAAUUUCAAUU